AUGCGGAUAGCUCCUCUCACGCCGCUGUUGCGGACGGCCGCCAGAUCGCAAUAUAAAAACACGCUCAUAAAAUCAUUCGCAGCAUCUCAAACCAGGCAAUUCAACCUCCCAUCACUCUCCUCAUUUGCGCCACAAUUCUCUGCGCCGGAACCACGAAGUCUCUCCGCAACCCGUACCCUCCCAUUCGCACCGUCGCCGCUUUUCCAAACCAUCUCUUCAAUCGAUUCAUACAAAGAUUUUUUACCCUUCCUGACAGAGUCGAAAGUAACCGCUCGCGAUCCCAAAACCGGUUACCCCACUCGCGCAUACCUAACUAUUGGAUACGGGCCUCUUAGCGAGACGUUCGAGUCAAAAGUCGAAUGUGACGAGAAGAAGUGGUUCGUGGGUGCAAGAAGUGGUGAUAUUGCUCUACAGCAUAAGCAAAACCAAGGAGCUGGCGGAAGUAGUUCUCAGGGAGAAUGCAUAUUUGAGCAUUUGGACACCAUUUGGAAAUUGGAGCCGUUGAAUACAGGCAUGAACGGGGGUCAUCGGACAAAGGUUGACUUGACAGUUCGCUUUCAAUUCCGGAGUCCAUUACAUGCAGCAAUGAUGACUGCAGUUGAGAGUCAGAUGGCUGGGUUGAUGAUAGAAGCGUUCGAGAAGCGCAUGAUAGAGGGCGGGAAGAGGUAA
This is a messenger RNA of Microsporum canis CBS 113480, 669 nucleotides long. Its product is annotated as cyclase/dehydrase family protein. Gene Ontology annotation, biological process: ubiquinone biosynthetic process; cellular respiration. Gene Ontology annotation, cellular component: mitochondrion. NCBI's taxonomy places the organism in Eukaryota, Fungi, Ascomycota, Eurotiomycetes, Onygenales, Arthrodermataceae. The transcript has a single exon. The record is from RefSeq and is a predicted model, not a curated record. Gene Ontology annotation, molecular function: ubiquinone binding. Bases 1 to 669 code for a protein of 222 amino acids.